GAGUCAGUAUAUUGUGCAACCCUAGAUCUGAGAGGUCUGGAUGGUUCAAAAUGGUGCAGCAGAUCAGAGAUGUAUUUUUGGCCCAAUGUCUUUUGCCUUUUAUAAACCAAAAGUAGAAUGUUGAAGUAAAUCAUUUGACUCACAGGAAGCCAGUCUAAAGAUCUGAGAACUGGACUCAUGUGGUCUCUAGCAGCAGUGUUCUGAAUCAGCUGUCUGAUCGACUUUUCAGAGAGAUCCUGUAAAGACAGUGUUAAAGAGUUUGAGUCCACUAAAGUUUUUCUAAAUCCUGUUGAGUGGAAGUGUGUAGAUGUGGAACAGAAGAUGCCCAAGAAUGGUGAAUUGUUAUGAGCUUCCAUUGUUGAAUAUGCAAUUACAGAUUGACACAAAAUAGUUACUGUCCCUUAAAUAGGAUUCCUAUUCCUAUUUAUUAAGUUAUUAAACAAAAUGGCAACCCCACCUCCUUUCUUAUGCACUUAUGAAACUGAAGUUGGAGGGCAUGACUCUGUAAGAACUGCUGCACUGUUGUUAGGCUCAGUUUCAGUUUAAAACAUCAAAUCAAGGUUGUGUUUAAUAAUUAUAUCAUUAAAUAGUAUUUUCCUGCCAAAGACCUGACAUAUAAUAAAGCUUAAUUUAGUAUUUUAAAAGUUCUUUGCUACUUAAAUUAUCUUUUUUUUUUUUUGAAGACUGUGGCUGACAAGUAACUGAUAUCAUGCUUGAUAAAUCUGCAGAUUUAGUCAAUUACAUUUUGUUCUCUUUUGACUGAGCGAGCUUCAGUCAAAAGUACAUAACGUGUAGAUAAUCACUUCUAACCACUAGGAACAGCUCACCACUGUCUUGUUAACUUUUUUGUAGUGCAAUACUUUUUGCACAUUUCGCUAAAAUACCUCACUUAGUAGCUGCAAAGUGCAAACUGACACACAUUCAGCAGAUCAACUGAUUCUAACGCUAACCACGAUAAACCUAUUCUUCUGUGUAGCUGCAGCUGAAUUUUAAGAUGGCAUUGUGAAUUAGAAGUCACUAUUUGUCUGAUGUUUGAUAUCUUCUUCAGUUGAUCUCACAGUGAAGUGCUUUGGCACAUCCUGUCCUGUUUUCAGCACUGCUGCUGAUUUAAGCCAUGUGUUCUCUCUUUCAGAAAGUCUCUCAAAAAGUGAAAAUGUCAAAGAUAGACAAGAUGAGCAUCCUAGGGGUAAGGAGCUUUGGGAUUGAGGAUAAAGACAAACAGGUCAUCUCUUUCUUCAAUCCUCUGACUGUGCUGGUUGGACCCAACGGAGCAGGGAAAACGACUAUUAUUGAGUGCCUUAAAUAUGCAACAGCAGGAGAACUCCCCCCUGGAUCUAAAGGAGGUGCUUUUGUUCAUGAUCCAAAGGACGCCCAUGAGACGGACGUGCGAGCACAGAUUCGGCUGUUAUUCACAGACGUCAACGGAGAGAAAGUGACAAUCCAGCGCUCAAUGUCCUGCACACAGAAGGCAAAGAACUACUCCUUCAAAAGCUUGGAGCAGGUCAUUACCAGAAUUAAAGAUGGUGAGAAGGUGAGCUUGUCAUCCAAGUGUGGUGAACUGGAUCGGGAGAUGAUUUCUUCACUGGGUGUGUCGAAGCCUGUGCUGAAUCAUGUCAUCUUCUGUCACCAAGAAGAGUCCAAUUGGCCACUAAGCGAGGGCAAAGCACUCAAAGACAAGUUUGACUCCAUCUUUGCUGCAACCAAGUACAUCAAAGCUCUGGAGACGAUGCGUCAGCUGCGUCUCAAACAGAGUCACACAGUCAAAGAGUGUCAGGUAGAGCUGCGCUACCUGAAGCAGAACAAGGAGAAAGCCCAGCAGAUUAGAGAGACUGUAGCCAACAAGCAGGCUCAGCUGAGGGUCUCUGAAGACCUCAUCCAGAAGAUAGAGAGCCAGAUUGCUCCACUGGAGAAUCAACUGGCAGAUAUUGACAUGAAACUGGGGAACGUGAUGAAGCUGGACAACGACAUCAAGGCCUUAGACAGCAGGAAGAAACAGAUGGAGGAGGACAACAAGGAACUGGAGGAGACAAUGGAACAGGUGUUCCAGGGUUCAGAUGAGCAGCUACAGGACAUUUACCAGAACCACCAGAGGACGGUGAAGGAGAAAGAGCGGAGAUUGAAUGACUGCCAGAAGGAGCUGGAGAGAGCUGGGCGGGAGUGUCAGAGACUCAACAGAGUCAAGGCUGAUCUCUUGGUAGAACAAGGUCGUUUACAGUUGGAGGCUGACCGCCACACUCAAAACAUCAAGAACCGCGACAGUCAGGUUCGCUCUUUGUCGUCUUAUCUGGAGAUGGAGGGUUAUGACCGACCACCCUUCACCACUCUUCAGCUUGAGAGCUUUCAUAGUCACGUCACACAGAGACUGGAUCAGGAAAAGGAGACAGUCAGUCAGGUUUUGGCAGACCUGCAGGAAAAGGAGCAGCAGAAGCAGCAGUCCAUUGAUGAAAUGAGGGAUAAGAAGACUGGCCUGGAGAGAACCGUGGAGUUGAAGAGAGACCUGCAGGGAAAGAAGCAGCAAGAACUAAGGAACAUCAGGGCAGGGCUGCAGAGGCUGGAGGGUUCAUCUAGCCGACUGCAAGAACUGGAGACUGAACUGGCUAAAGUGGAGCGUGAGCUGCAGAGUGCAGUUCGGAGUGCCAACAUUGAGGAGCUGAAGGCGGAGGUCCUGGCGCUCCAGAGAGAAAAGGCUGAACUUGACCGCGCACAGAGACAGCUCGACAAAGAGAUGGAGAUGCUCAACACACACACUAAAGCACGCACGGAGAUGGACAUGCUGAAAAAGGACAAGACAGAGAAGGAGGAACAGGUACGUAAGAUCAAGUCUCGUCACAGCGAGGAUCUGGUGUUAUUGCUGGGCCACUUUCCCAACAAGAGAGAGCUGGAGGACUGGAUCUAUGCCAAGUCUAGGGAAAUCAACAGUACAAGAGACAGACUUGCCAAACUCAAUAAGGACCUGGCAUCAAGUGAGCAGAAUAAAAGCCACAUUACUGCUGAGGUACGGAAGAAGGAGCAGCAGUUAGCCAAUGAUGAAGAGAAGUUCUUCAAUGUGUGUGGCAGUCAGGAUCUGGAGCAGGACCUGAGCAAACUGCAAGAAGAUCUGGAGAAGGUCUCCAAACAAAGAGCCAUGCUCGCUGGAGCUACAGCAGUGUACACCCAGUUCAUCAGCCAACUGACAGAGGAGAGAGAGCCCUGCUGCCCUGUGUGCCAGCGGACAUUCCCCUCAGAGUCUGAUCUGCAGGAGGUUAUCAAUGACAUGCAGUCCAAACUCCGCCUGGUGCCAGAUAAGCUGAAAAACACAGAGCAGGACCUGAAGAGGAAGGAGAAGAAGAAGGAUGACAUGAUGAGUCUUAGACCUGUCAGGCAGUCCAUUGUACAGCUUCAGGAAAAGGAGUUGCCUGAGUUGAGAAACCGCCUGCAGACUGUGAACAGGGAAAUCGAGAGGCUAAAGGGCGAUGUGGAGGAGCAGGAGACUCUGCUUGGUACCCUGAUGUCAGAGGAGGAAACAGCCAAGGCCUGCCUGCAGGAUAUAUCUCUCAUGGACAGAUACCUGAUGGACCUUAAAGAGGUAGAGAGAAAAAUAGCUCAGCAUGCAACCAAACUCCAGGGAGUAGACCUAACCAGAACCAUCCAGCAAGUCAGCCAGGAGAAACAGGAAACCCAAUACAGGCUAGACACCACCUCCAGUAAGACGGAGCUGAAACGUAAGCUGAUCCAGGACCAGCAGGAUCAGAUUCAGACGCUGAAAAGUGCUGUGAAUGAGAAGAGAGCAGAGAAACUCCAGCUGAGCAGUGAUAUGCAGAAACAGCAGCAGCUGGAGGAGCAGUGUGUGGAGUUCACCACUGAAAUACAGGCCUUAACCAGAGAAAUCAGGGAAGCGAAGGAACAGCUGUCCCCUUUAUCUUCUGCUCUGGAGAAGCUGCAACAGGAGAAGCAGGAGCUGGUGGAACGCAAGAGGCUGAGGCAGGGAGAGGGGCAGGAGAAGAUCAAUGCCAUUAACGAGAGAGUGAAGGUGAUCACCACCUUGGAAAGAGACAUUACCAAAUACGUUGAUGACAGCAAAGACGAAUACAAAGAGCAAAAAGAGUCUGAGCUUCAGGAAACCAACACUCAGCUCCAUGAGGCUGAGAAGUCUAAAGAGAAGAUCAACAAAGAGAUGGGAAACAUCCGCCAGGACAUAGACACUCAAAAGGUCCGGGAGCGCUGGUUGCAGGACAACCUCACCUUGAGGAAGCGUGUUAAGGAGUUGAAGGAGGUUGUGGCAAAACGCGAGGCUCUUUUGAAAGACAUGGGCAACAUGCAAGUUUUGGAGCUACGCCAAGAACGGCGUGAUGCGGAAUGCAAGUUCGAAGACUUAAAGAAGAACCGCAGUAUUGCACUGGGUCGUAAGAAAGGCUUUGAGGAGGAGAUACUGCAUUACAGAAAAGAGCUGCGAGAAGAUCAGUAUGACAAAGCUGAUGAGCUCUACAAAAACAAGAUGAUCACAAUGAGGACCACCGAGCUGGUCAUUAAAGACCUGGAUCUUUACUACAAGGCCCUUGAUCAAACCAUCAUGAAAUUCCACAGCAUGAAGAUGGAUGAGAUCAACAAGAUUAUCAGAGACCUAUGGCGCAGCACUUACAGGGGUCAAGAUAUUGAGUACGUGGAGAUCAGGUCUGAUAUGGACGAAAACUCGUCUGCUGGAGUGAGGCGGAGGGUUUACAACUACAGAGUAGUUAUGGUGAAAGGAGACACAGCUUUGGAUAUGAGAGGACGCUGUAGUGCCGGUCAGAAGGUGUUGGCAUCCCUGAUCAUCCGUCUAGCUCUGGCAGAGACCUUCUGUCUGAACUGUGGGAUCCUGGCCCUGGAUGAGCCCACCACCAACCUGGACCGGGACAACAUUGAGUCAUUGGCACACGCCCUCGUAGAAAUCAUUAAGAGUCGCUCUCGCCAGCGUAACUUCCAGCUGCUGAUCAUCACCCACGAUGAGGACUUUGUGGAGCUGCUGGGGCGGUCCAGCUACAUCGAGCACUUCUAUCGCAUCCGUAAGAACCAGGACCAGAACUCUGAGAUCACAAAGUGCAGCAUCACCUCCCUCUCAUCCUAUCUCCACUGACAAAUGACUCUGUAAACUCUUUUGGAAAUCCACAGUAAUCCUUGUUUUUCAUGCUUUAAUUUUGGUUGGGCAGGGUCACUAAUCGGUUAGUUUAAAAAGUGUAAUACAAUAUUUCCGGGUUUUGUAGCAUAAUGGAAAUCUACUUUCAAGUCACGCCUUAUAUUAACUGGUUUAAAGGUUAACUGAUGUGAACAAUACUAAUACUACCCAAAACAAAAAGACUGUCAAAUAUCCAUGCAGCUAUAUGUAACAUUUUUGAUCUGCAACACAGUAUUACACUUAUUUUAUUUAUCACCAGAACACAAAGGCCAAGCUCUGUUCUGUCCCUGUCUGAAUCCAGUAUUUCCCUAACGUAUCCUGUGGUCUGUCUCUUUUUUAAAGGUUGUUUGGAUACAUUCACAAAUCAAAAACAUUUAAAAAGUGACAUAAGUUCAGCCUAAUAUAAAGCAUGUUCAGCUUCCAUGUUACGGAUCAAGACUUUUCUGUAUUGUCAUUUUGAGAUGUGCACUGGUGUUUGUAGUCUUUUCACAGUGUCCAGUAGCCAUGUGGUGGACAGCAGUGGCAACAGCAGGAUCUGUUCUGCUUAAAAAUUCAGGGCACUGUUUCAGUUUGCAGUUGGAUUUCCAUAUUUGCUAUUUGUGAGCUCAAAAUGUUCUGUCAUUAAAUUUCUUGUGAAGGACA
Micropterus salmoides (largemouth bass) is the source of this 5773-nucleotide messenger RNA. RefSeq names its product RAD50 homolog, double strand break repair protein (gene rad50). Gene Ontology annotation, molecular function: double-stranded telomeric DNA binding; single-stranded telomeric DNA binding; G-quadruplex DNA binding. NCBI's taxonomy places the organism in Eukaryota, Metazoa, Chordata, Actinopteri, Centrarchiformes, Centrarchidae. The transcript is spliced from 27 exons. The record is from RefSeq and is a predicted model, not a curated record. Gene Ontology annotation, biological process: double-strand break repair; telomere maintenance via telomerase; telomere maintenance via recombination. Bases 1115 to 5092 code for a protein of 1325 amino acids. Gene Ontology annotation, cellular component: condensed nuclear chromosome; Mre11 complex; nucleus.